This is a messenger RNA of Schistocerca piceifrons (Central American locust), 723 nucleotides long. RefSeq names its product glycine-rich cell wall structural protein 1-like. The record is from RefSeq and is a predicted model, not a curated record. NCBI's taxonomy places the organism in Eukaryota, Metazoa, Arthropoda, Insecta, Orthoptera, Acrididae. The coding region runs from base 1 to 597 and encodes 198 amino acids. The transcript has a single exon.
AUGGCGAGAUCGCGGGCUUCUAGCAGGCGGCUGCUUCUGGCGCUGUGUCUGGGCGCCGCGCUCGUGGCGACUGUGGCCGCGGGAGGCUACGGAGGCGGAGGGCACGGGGGCGGCGGGGGCGGAGGACACGGCGGCUACGGAGGCGGCGGCCACGGAGGCGGUGGUGGCGGCCAUGGUGGCGGUGGCGGUGGUCACGGGGGUGGUGGAGGUGGCCACGGAGGCGGCGGUCACGGGGGCGGCGGCGGCGGCGGUCACGGAGGUUAUGGAGGCGGUGGUCACGGAGGCGGCGGUGGUGGACACGGAGGUUAUGGAGGCGGUGGUCACGGAGGCGGCGGCGGUGGGCACGGAGGCGGCGGUGGUGGACACGGAGGCUACGGAGGCGGUGGUCACGGAGGCGGUGGUGGUGGACACGGAGGCGGCGGUGGUGGACACGGAGGCUAUGGAGGUGGUGGUCACGGAGGCGGUGGUGGUGGACACGGAGGCUACGGAGGCGGUGGUCACGGAGGCGGUGGUGGUGGACACGGAGGUCACGGAGGCGGCGGCGGCGGCCAUGGAGGCGGCGGCGGUGGUGGUCAUGGUGGUCACUAUGGCCGCUAAGUAUCACUCUUCCUCUCUACUAAGCCAUCUCUUACUUUCGGACACUAAAAAUUCCCACUCCUGUACUGUCUGAACAUUGAGUCAAAAUUUUUAUUUCUUCUUCAAUAAAAUGUCGCUUAAACUGUA